AGUUUAUCAACCACUUGAACUGUAAUCCACUUUGAUCGUGUAGACAUCGCCUGUUAUUUUGCGUGCGGAGAGUUUUUCACGAACAAUGACCGAUGCGAAAUACUUUACGACCACCAAGAAAGGCGAAAUCGCCGAGUUGAAAGCAGAAUUGCAGAGCGAGAAGCGCGACAGGAAGAAGGAAGCCGUGAAGAAAGUGAUUGCAAGUAUGACAGUUGGUAAAGACGUGAGCGCUCUCUUUCCUGACGUUGUGAAUUGCAUGCAGACAGACAAUCUCGAACUGAAAAAGCUUGUUUAUCUCUAUCUGAUGAACUACGCCAAGUCGCAACCUGAUUUGGCUAUUCUGGCCGUCAACACGUUUGUCAAGGACUGUGAAGAUCCCAAUCCUUUAAUUCGUGCUCUUGCUGUGCGUACAAUGGGGUGUAUUCGAGUUGACAAGAUCACAGAAUACCUGUGUGAGCCUCUACGGAAGUGUCUGAAGGAUGAUGAUCCAUAUGUACGGAAGACUGCUGCAGUGUGUGUUGCCAAGCUGCAUGAUAUCAACUCGACACUGGUCGAAGACCAGGGCUUUCUGGAUUUGCUGCGAGACUUACUGUCCGACUCGAAUCCAAUGGUUGUUGCCAAUGCUGUAGCGUCUUUGUCUGAAAUCAGUGAAACUUCUCCUACGGCUGCUGCACAAUUUGAACUAACAUCAGCUAUUGUAAACAAGCUCUUGACUGCAUUGAAUGAAUGUACCGAAUGGGGACAAAUUUUCAUUCUUGAUUCACUGGCUUUGUAUUCACCAAAUGAUGAGCGAGAGGCUCAGAGCAUUUGUGAGAGAGUAACGCCACGUCUCUCUCAUGCCAAUGCUGCAGUUGUGCUUUCUGCUGUUAAAGUGUUGAUGAAAUUCAUGGAGCUGUUGCCUCAUGACUCUGACCAUUUGAGUUCACUCACUAGGAAACUAGCACCACCUUUGGUCACUCUUUUGUCUACUGAGCCUGAAAUACAGUAUGUGGCUCUUCGCAACAUCAACCUUGUUGUGCAGAAACGGUCUGACAUACUACAGAAUGAGAUGAAAGUGUUCUUUGUGAAAUACAAUGAUCCAAUUUAUGUCAAACUAGAAAAGUUGGACAUCAUGAUUCGUCUCACCACAGCAGCCAACAUUGCACAAGUUCUUGCAGAACUGAAGGAAUAUUCUACUGAGGUAGAUGUUGACUUUGUGAGAAAAUCUGUGAGGGCUAUUGGACGUUGUGCCAUAAAAGUUGAGCAAGCUGCUGAAAGAUGUGUGACUACUCUGUUAGAAUUGAUUCAGACCAAAGUAAACUAUGUUGUGCAGGAGGCUAUUGUUGUUAUUAAGGACAUUUUUCGAAAGUAUCCCAACAAAUAUGAGAGUGUUAUCUCAACGUUAUGUGAAAAUUUGGAUUCUCUCGAUGAGCCCGAUGCAAAGGCAUCUAUGAUUUGGAUUGUGGGAGAGUAUGCAGAUCGAAUUGACAAUGCCGAUGAACUGCUGAGUUCAUUCCUUGAGGGAUUUCAGGACGAGAACACAAUGGUCCAGCUGCAGUUGCUGACAGCUAUAGUAAAGUUGUUUCUAAAGAAACCGACUGAAACACAAGAGUUAGUGCAGCAAGUGCUUAAUCUUGCCACUCAGGAGAGUGAUAAUCCUGAUCUGAGGGAUCGUGGUUAUAUCUACUGGCGACUUCUUUCAACUGAUCCUGCAGCUGCUAGGGAGGUUGUUCUUGCAGAAAAGCCUCUCAUUUCAGAAGAAACAGAUAGACUGGAGCCAUCUCUUCUUGAUGAACUUAUCUGCCACAUCUCCACUCUGGCCUCAGUGUACCAUAAACCACCUAGUGCCUUUGUUGAAGGAAAGACACCUGUUCGAAGGAUGACACUUCCCCAGAAAGCUGAACCGUCUGCAUCAGAAUCAACUGAAGUUCCAUCUACAGGAACUGGAUAUGCAGCUGCUAUAACUGCUGCUCCUCCUCCUUCCAUGGUUCAGCCAACAGUUAUUCAAGCUCCUCAGGAUUCUUUGAUUGGAGAUUUGCUCAGUAUGGAUCUUGGACCUUCUCAACCUCAUGUGGGAAUGCCUGGAGCCAUGGGAGGAAGUGCUGGAAUGGACCUGUUGGGUGGUGGGCUAGAUGAAUUGCUUGGGGGUAUGACUCAAGGUCUACCUGCUGGUGGUGUGUUUUCAUCUGCAGUGGGCGGAGCUCCUGUUGGCGGUACUCCUGUUGGUGGUGCUCCUGUUGGUGGUGCUCCUGUUGGUGGUGCUCCUGUUGGUGGUGGUCUGAGUGAUCUUUUUGGCUUACAAGGCGGUCUCGGUGUUUCUGGAGCUGCAUAUGUUCAUCCGAAGGAAGUGUGGUUGCCAGCACAGAAGGGCAAGGGUUUAGAAGUAUCAGGAACAUUUUCACGCCGUCAAAAUCAGCUCUACAUGGACUUGACGUUUUCGAAUCGUGCGAUGCAGCCCAUGGGUGGAUUUGCCAUCCAAUUCAACAGAAAUAGUUUUGGCCUCAUUCCAGCUGCAGCUCUUCAGGUUCCUGAGCCUCUGAUGUCUGGAGCUUCAACAGAAGUUUCUCUACCUGUGAACACCAUUGGUCCAGUGCAACGGAUGGAACCAUUGAAUCAGCUUCAAAUGGCAGUGAAGAAUAACAUCGAUGUACAUUACUUUUCUGCACCAAUAGCCUACAGUGUUUUGUGGGUGGAAGAUGGACAGAUGGAUCGGAAAGUAUAUUUGGCUACAUGGAAAGACAUUCCACCUUCUAAUGAAGUUCAGUUCGUUGUCACGGGCGUUAUGUUGACCGCAGAUGCAGUAGAGAAGAAAAUGGCUGCCAACAAUGUCUUUUUAAUUGCAAAGCGAAAUGUUGAAGGCCAGGAUCUUCUGUAUGUAUCAUUGAAGUUCACUAAUGGCAUAUGGAUUCUUGCGGAACUAAAGCUGCAACCUGGCAUGCCUCAAAUACAGGUUGCUUUGAAGACACGGGCAAUGGAUGUAGUGCCAGGAGUGCAACAGCACAUAGAUGCUAUACUGCACAACUAGGCAAUAGCUAAGAAAGAAGAACUGAACUAACGCUCUAGUUUCGUCGUUGUUUUGCAUGCGCGUUAGCCUAUUGCGCCUGUUGUGGAUUGGACUAGAUGUUGAUGGAUUUUGUUGCAAGAGAAGAAAGUAAACUGUUACUAGAAUUCUAA
Molecule: messenger RNA, 3153 nt
Organism: Corticium candelabrum
Lineage: Eukaryota; Metazoa; Porifera; Homoscleromorpha; Homosclerophorida; Plakinidae
Product: AP-1 complex subunit beta-1-like
Exons: 25
Coding region: 86-3004 (972 amino acids)
Biological process (GO): intracellular protein transport; vesicle-mediated transport
Cellular component (GO): clathrin adaptor complex; membrane coat
Molecular function (GO): clathrin binding
Source: RefSeq, a predicted model, not a curated record